AUGUCGUCGGACUCGAAGGCGACAGCAGGUGAUGCGGCAUCGGCCAACCGACUCAAAUUUGAAGACGAUGAUCAUGAUCUGGAAAACGACACUCCGAUAGGGACGACGACAGCUGGCGGCGCACCCAGCAGCACCACCACGUCGUCCGACGUUGCGCACAGGAAAUCCAAACCGGGAAUCAACCGUAAGAAAGGCCCGAGUACUGGCAAAGACGACGGCGGCGCUGAAUCGAUUGCCAACGGUGGUAGCAGUGGCAGUACCAAUGGGAGCGGCAACGUCAGGAAAAGGAGCGCCGCCAAUAACGGCGAGGAAUUGAACGGACACGAGGAAGUGAAAGACGAAGUACCGGGUGGGAAUGCUCUGGCUGCUGCUCCACCGACAUCUUCUUCACCACCACCUGCUCCUGCGUCAUCGUCCUCAAACGGCAAGGUGUCGAAACGCAGGAAGGUUAACCAUGGACACCUCUGCCGCGAUGAGGUUCGCGACGCGAAGAGGCUUAAACCUGAGAGGGAUCAUUCUACUGAGGAAGCUUCACCUUCGUCGCCCACAAGCCCCAAUGAGAUGGCUACAAAUACUCCCGAAAUCCAGGAGAUCCCAGCUGAGGAUUCCUCGGGUGAAGGUGGUUUGCAGCAGCAUACACACCAGCAGAACAAGCAGAACCCGUCCAUGCCUCCUCCUCGUAACUCAGUAGCUUCAACGCCUGGCUUACUUGCUCUAUCUCCUGUGUCUACUACCCAGCGUGCCAAUCUACACGCCCAGAACUUUCUUGGAGUUCCCGACUGGACUGUAUCACAGCAGAGCUGGAAUCCCUAUCACCACCCCAUGAUGUUUUCCAAUCCCGAAGCUGCAUCGGAAUAUGAUCUCAUGAACGAGUUCUUCCUUGACAGCAUAUAUAAUAACGAUAUGUUCCUGGGAGGAGAAGGCCUUCUCCAAGACCACGGCUUCAAUGACAACAAUCUUUUCGCUGCAGGAAGUACUUCUGGCUCCUCCGCUGCUGAAAAUGGUGCUUCCUCUUCUACAACUGCAACUGCAAGCUUGAACGGCCUACGCGCAAACGCCAUGUUACCGCAAGCCGCACCGUCUCCCAUGAUCCGCCCAGCGAGCGUGAAACCUACUCUGGAGAAAGCAAAGGAGCUCUACUAUCUCACUGCCGCUGAUCCACCUAAGGAUGGUAUACCCGAGGACCGUAUGAAGCAAGUCUUGAAAGCCAAGCACGAUGCGGGCCUCCUCAAGCCGUUUAAUUACAUCAACGGCUAUCGGCGGCUGCAGAAAUAUAUGGACGAUAACAUGCAGUCGUCGUCAAAACAAAGAAUUCAAAAGUCGCUAGAGAGGUUUAGACCAAAAUUUAGAGAAAAGACCCAUCAGCUGACGGAUAUCGACCUGAUAUUUGUCGAAGAAUGGUUUGAGCGAUCUUUGAUGGAGUAUGAUCGUGUGUUUGCUGCUAUGGCCGUACCGGCCUGUCUGUGGAGGCGAACCGGUGAGAUCUUCAGAGGCAACAAAGAGUUUGCGGAGUUGAUUCAUGUGCCAAUUGAGCAGAUGAGAGAUGGCAAGUUGGCCAUAUACGAACUGAUCGCGGAAGACUCGGCUGUCAGCUAUUGGGAGAAGUUCGGUGCAAUCGCUUUCGACCCAUCACAGAAGGCAAUGUUAACGACUUGCUACCUGAAAAACCCGGACCCGAGUGCUUCGGACAAGUUGAUACACUGCUGCUUCUCGUUUACUAUCCGGCGGGAUUCUUCACAUAUUCCCGCCAUGAUCAUUGGAAACUUUCUGCCAAUACCCUAA
Messenger RNA from Orbilia oligospora ATCC 24927, 1782 nucleotides. RefSeq lists its product as uncharacterized. The transcript is spliced from 5 exons. The coding region runs from base 1 to 1782 and encodes 593 amino acids. Lineage: Eukaryota; Fungi; Ascomycota; Orbiliomycetes; Orbiliales; Orbiliaceae. The record is from RefSeq and is a predicted model, not a curated record. Gene Ontology annotation, cellular component: nucleus. Gene Ontology annotation, molecular function: RNA polymerase II transcription regulatory region sequence-specific DNA binding.